UUUCUUUUAUGAUUUGAUCAAUUAAAGAGGUGAUAACCAAAAAAAAAAGAAAAAAAGAAGAGAAGUAAAAGGUUAUGAUAAAAAGUGGUGACAAGUGUGAAAAAUUAUCAUAAGACUUAACGAAGCUUUUAUCUUCUUGAUCAUCAAUGGCGGUUCCUAGUCAAGCCAGUUUCUGUGCGCAGACGAAUGCGUUACUUCUGAAAAACUUAACCUUCCAGAGGAGACACAUAUGGACUAAUGUUAGACUCGUCCUUGUUCCACUCUUGCUUUGCUUACUUCUCCUGGGGAUUCAAAAAGUGUCUGAUGUUAUUAAGAAAGCACAAUCGAGCAUGAUUGAUUGUAAAAAAAAUAAUGAUGAUAGUUAUUGUCCCAUCCCAAACCCUCCGUUGUUGCCUCCAAUGUUAGAGAUUCCAGUGCCUGAAUUCCGUGCUGUCAGAGAUGGUUUCUUCUCCUACAAAGACCUUCCUGACAAGUCUUGUAGAAAAACAGGAACCUGUCCUGUAACUAUACUUCUUACUGGAACAAACCAUUCCCUUGGUCAAGCUAUAUCUGAGAAUAUGUUUGGUGGUUCAUUUGCUGUGAAUUCCUCCGACCUCUUCGCUAGUUUAGCCAAUAAUGUCUUGGGUUCAACACAACCAGCAGGCGAAACCAAUUAUCAAGAUCCAGGGAUUAAUCCCAUCUACAGCAUCCAAACUCAGUGCAGUCCAAACGCUACAUGGCGACUCUCCAUUGGAAAAACUCGUACAGGGGUGAAGUGUGUUCAAGGGUUGUUUUCCUGGAAGAAUAACUCUGCAGAGGUCAAUGAUGAGCUUUUCAAGGGUAGUUGGAGGGGGAAUCCUGAGCGGAUGACUAAUGAAAUUGCUGCAGCAUAUGAUCUCAUGAAUACGCAUAGAAGCAACUUGGAUGUGACCAUCUGGUAUAACUCAACAUACAGUUACGGCGAAUCAAGUGGACCUUUAGUUCGUGUUCCUCGCUUGCUCAAUCUGGUAUCAAAUGCUUAUCUUAAGUUUCUGAAAGGCCCCGGGACGAGGAUACUAUUCGAGUUUGUCAAAGAAGUUCCUAAACACCAAUCUAAAGUCGGUCUUGAUUUUGCUUCCUUUUUUGAACCGCUUUUUUUCACUUGGGUUCUUCUUCUUCUAUUCCCUGUGGUCUUGACAUCAUUGGUGUAUGAGAAGCAACAGCGUCUAAGAAUUAUAAUGAAAAUGCAUGGUCUAGGCGAUGGUCCAUAUUGGAUGAUUUCUUAUGCCUAUUUUCUUACUCUAUCUCUGUUCUAUGUUACUGCUUUGGUGGUCUUCGGUUCUGUUAUAGGACUCAAGUACUUCCGGGUCAAUAACUACAGCAUUCAGUUCAUUUUCUUUUUUAUCUUCAUAAAUCUGCAAAUCUCUUUCGCCUUUUUAGUUUCUACAGUAUUCUCAAAGGUUAAGACUGCAACAGUUGUUGCUUACACAUUGGUGUUUGGAAGUGGGCUCUUGGCAACCUUUCUCUUCGGAGCACUGCUUGAAAAUCGCUCAUUCCCUGAAAAAUAUAUUCUUGCCUUGGAGUUGUAUCCCGGUUUUUCCUUAUACCGAGGAGUGUAUGAGUUAUCGAAAUCUGUUAGCCGUGGAAACGGGAUGAAGUGGAAAGAUCUCAGUGAAAACGGAAUGAAUAAGCUGUUCUACAUCAUGUCAGUGGAGUGGCUUGUGACUCUCAUUGUGGCCUACUGUAUAGAUGUGGUUUCAUCAUCAGGGAAAAGUCCUUUCUCAUUCUUCAAGAACCCUUUCAAGAAAUCAUCUUCGUUACCAAGUCCUAGUGUGCAAAGGCAAAGCUCUGACAACGUCGUCAUUGACAUGAAUAAAGCAGAUGUCACUCACGAGAGGGAGAAAGUUGAACAAUUGAGGAAAAAUUGGAGCACAGGGCAUGCGAUCGUGUGUGACAACCUGAAGAAGGUGUAUCCAGGUAGAGAUGGUAACCCGGCAAAGCUAGCUGUAAGAGGUUUAUACCUCGACGUGCCUGCAGGGGAAUGCUUUGGCAUGCUUGGACCCAAUGGUGCUGGCAAAACCUCUUUCAUCAAUAUGAUGACCGGGCUCCUGAAACCGACAUCUGGAACUGCGUUGGUUCAAGGUUUGGACAUAUGCAAGGAUAUGAACAAAGUGUAUACAAGCAUUGGCGUAUGCCCACAGCACGACUUGCUUUGGGAGACGCUAACAGGAAGGGAGCAUCUGCUCUUUUAUGGGAGACUUAAGAAUAUCAAGGGCUCUGCUCUAACGAAAGCUGUGGAAGAGUCUCUCAAAAGUGUCAGCCUUUUCGAUGGAGGAGUUGCUGACAAACCUGCUGGAAAAUACAGCGGAGGUAUGAAAAGGCGACUUAGCGUGGCCAUUUCGCUUAUUGGGAACCCAAAGGUGGUUUACAUGGAUGAGCCUAGCACCGGACUUGAUCCAGCCUCAAGAAAGAACUUAUGGACAGUGAUCCAGCGUGCAAAACAGAACACAGCCAUAAUCCUCACAACUCACUCGAUGGAAGAAGCAGAGUUUCUUUGCGACCGAUUGGGGAUAUUUGUAGACGGAGGCUUGCAAUGUGUAGGAAAUCCGAGAGAUUUAAAGGGAAGGUAUGGAGGAUUGUUUGUCUUCACGAUUACGACCUCAGUUGAACAAGAGGAGGAAGUAGAGAGAAUGGUUCAACGUAUUUCGCCAAACGCCAAGAGAGUAUAUCAUCUAGCGGGAACACAGAAGUUUGAGAUCCCAAAGCAAGAAGUGAUGAUUGCAGAUGUGUUUUUGAUGGUGGAGAAGGCCAAAAGCGAAUUCACAGUUUUUGCUUGGGGACUUGCCGAUACAACUCUCGAAGACGUCUUCUUCAAGGUUGCUACAUCUGCUCAAGGCUUCAACUCUUAAUAAUUCAUCCUACCUAGGGCAUCACUAUUGCUAUCAUUCAAAUUAGGCUUUUUAUUGACUAAUUGAAUGCCUUGAGAGAUACGUUAACUGCAAUAGACUUCUUUUUCAAUGUUUUGAAUCACUGCAAUCUGAUCAAUAGUCCGGUACUUUUGGAUC
Camelina sativa (false flax) is the source of this 3023-nucleotide messenger RNA. Its product is annotated as ABC transporter A family member 10-like. The record is from RefSeq and is a predicted model, not a curated record. Gene Ontology annotation, cellular component: intracellular membrane-bounded organelle; membrane. Gene Ontology annotation, molecular function: ATP binding; ABC-type transporter activity; lipid carrier activity. Gene Ontology annotation, biological process: transmembrane transport; lipid transport. NCBI's taxonomy places the organism in Eukaryota, Viridiplantae, Streptophyta, Magnoliopsida, Brassicales, Brassicaceae.